Molecule: messenger RNA, 4256 nt
Organism: Heterotrigona itama
Lineage: Eukaryota; Metazoa; Arthropoda; Insecta; Hymenoptera; Apidae
Source: the annotation of a GenBank genome assembly
AUGGCGGGUGCGGCUGGCACCUUGUCACGAAUGAAAACCGGGGUCCAAUCGAUUGUCCAUCUUGUAGGGAUGAAGAAUUGCACGGCGGAUCAGUUCACGUGUCACUCGGGGAAUGGCGAAUGCGUGGCACUCGCGUGGAUGUGCGACGGCCAUCGAGACUGUUCCGACGGUUCCGACGAGGCUGAGUGCAACGACACCUGUCGAUCCGACGAGUUCACGUGCGCAAACAAGCACUGCAUCCAGAAAUCGUGGGUAUGCGACAGCGACGAUGACUGCGGCGACGGAAGCGACGAGAAAGAUUGCAAACCGGUCACCUGUGGCCCGUCAGAGUUCGCCUGUUCAAAGAAUUAUUGCAUAACGUCACGAUGGAGAUGCGACGGUGACUUCGAUUGUCCGGACAGAGCCGAUGAAAUUGGAUGCACGUAUUUGAACGGCGAACGACCAAGCCAUUGCAACAAGGACGAGGACUUCGACUGCGACGACGAUUUCACCUGCAUACACAAGAGUUGGGUGUGCGACGGUGAGAAGGAUUGCCCGAACGGGGCCGACGAGUUGCCAAAACAGUGUCAUAACGUAACGUGCAGGCCGGAUCAGUUCCAAUGCGAGGAUCGUCGUAAUUGUAUAUCAGGGCAUUUAUACUGCAACGGUAAACCAGAAUGCGCGGACUGCAGCGACGAGAAGAAUUGUACGAGCAAAACCACCGUUUGCGAUCCGUCGACACAGUUCGAAUGUAGCGAGGGCUCGUGUAUCCCUCUUUCCAGCGUGUGCAACAAAAACCGUGAUUGCAUCGGCUGGGAGGACGAAAACGAAGAUCUUUGUGGCGUGAACGAGUGUUUGAAGAACAACGGCGGAUGUUCGCAAAUUUGCAUCGAUCUGCCAAUCGGCUUCCGGUGUGAUUGCAGCGCAGGAUACAGGCUGAUUGACAAUAGAACCUGCGACGAUAUAGACGAAUGCUUGGAGCCAGGCAGCUGUUCCCAGUUCUGUUUGAACGAGAAGGGCGGUUUCAAGUGCAGCUGCGCCCCGGGUUACCUUAAAGAUCCCAGGAACCAUACUCGCUGCAAGGCGGCAGAAGGUCACGCCAGCCUGCUUUUUACCAGGAGGCACGAUAUAAGAAAAGUGGCGCUGGAUCGUUUAGAGAUGACGAACAUAGUGAAAGAUACGAAAAUGGCCGCGGCCUUGGAUUUCGUUUUUCGCACGGGCAUGAUCUUCUGGAGUGACAGCAGCGAAAAGAAGAUCUAUAAAGCGCCAAUAGACGAAGGCAACGAGCGUACAGUUGUGAUUGACGAUGGUUUAACAACGUCGGAUGGACUUGCCGUUGACUGGAUAUAUAGUCAUAUUUAUUGGACUGAUUCCAAGAAGAGUACCAUAGAAUUGGCCAAUUUCGAGGGUAACAUGAGGAAAACAUUGAUUCGAGACCGGGUGCAAGAACCUAGAGCGAUAGCUUUGAACCCACUGGAGGGUUGGAUGUUUUGGACCGAUUGGAGCGACGAAGCCCGCAUAGAAAAAGCGGGCAUGGACGGAUCUCAUCGAACGGUAAUAGUCGAUCAUGAUGUACAGUGGCCAAAUGGACUGACUCUGGACCUGAUCGGCAAGAAAAUAUACUGGGUAGAUGCGAAGCUGAAUAUAAUUGGAUCGUGUAACUACGAUGGUUCAGGUAUACGAACGGUUCUGUAUUCUCCGGAAGUAUUGAGGCAUCCCUUCAGUAUUACGACAUUUGAGGACUACGUGUAUUGGACCGACUGGGAUAAGGAAGCGAUAUUUAAAGCGAAUAAAUUCACUGGCAAAUCUGUUGAAGCUGUAACGUCGCUUCGAACUCUGAAGUAUCCAAUGGUCGUUCACGUAUAUCAUCCGUACAGACAGCCAGACGGAAUGAAUCAGUGUCAGGCUGUGAAUGGCCAUUGCAGUCACUUGUGUUUACCAGCACCAAGAAUUAAUUCGAAAUCACCUCUUCUCAGUUGUGCUUGUCCAGAUGGCCUAAGAUUGUUACCUGAUGGUUUAAUGUGUGUGGAGAAAGAUCCAACACAUUCAGCAGAUGGAGAUGGAAAAGAUGAUCUGACAUCUGAAUCCACAGAUCCUGGUUUAGUCGCUGGUAUAGUGAUAGGCGUGGCGUCCUUAGGGCUGUUACUCCUUGCAUUAGUAGCAGUAUUAUGCUAUAGGCAUUAUCUUCAUCGUAAUGUAACGAGUAUGAACUUCGAUAAUCCCGUGUAUAGGAAAACCACAGAAGAUCAAUUUAGUCUUGAAAAGAAUAGGUUUCCACUGCCUACUGCUACAGUUGGAGAAGAGGCUCAGGAACCUUUAACGAGUCCUGGAACUAAUGAUUACGUUUAAGAAUGAGUCUGUCAAUGAAACGGGCUUAGCAGGCUAUUGAAAUAUAAUGUCGACCAAGUAACACAAAAAUCAUGUAUAAAAAAAAAAAAAAAGAGCGAUGAAGCGCAUGUCGAGCGAGCCUGUCCAAUAAUACGCCUGCAUUUGCCCACCUGCCUGCCAACUCAACUGUGAUUAUGUUUAUUUUUUUGUACUGUUUCUAUUUCUUUACAAAUUUGUGCAUCUUGUCAUUCAACUACUAUUACAUGUAUGUGCAACAUUUAGAUUUGCUCCGAGGCAUAAAGGGAGAAAUAUUUGGGUGAACUAUAAUCAUUGCCAAAUAAGCGUUUAAGCGUCAGUUUUCGGGUAGUUUGAUAAGAUACAAUAAAAAUCCUAUUUUAUAAUGGUUUCCCUUUAUUUUACACGCGGUAAUCUGUAACAUAGUGCUAUUUAUCAAUCUAUGUGGGGUCUUGAUGCAACUAUGUUUAAAUUUAUAUAAAUAUAUAUAUAGAGAGAGAAUAUUUUUAUCUACAUGUAAGAUUUUUAACUUGUUAUUGUUUCACUAUUUAUUCUUUAAGGAUAUAUUUUGUCGCGUAUAACUUUUAGUUAGAUAUAUUGGUGCAUUACUAGAAUCUCAUGUAUAUAACGAAUAUGCGAAGUACAUAAUAAUAAUAAUUUUAUGAAUCAUUAGUAACGAUAUUGAAUUGCCAGAAACCUUAUACGAUCAGUUGCAAAUCUAUUACAUUAUUUAUAAUACCGGUUUUUUUUAAUAUAUAUAUCGUACAAUAUUUUAUAGUGCCAAAAGAAAGUGUUUCAAAAGUUAUCGUGUUCACUAAUAUUUAUAGUAAUCACAAACAUUUUCCUAAACAAUCGAAAAUUCUUCUUUGAUAUAUUAUAAAUUUAGGAUAGCAAUACUUGUAAUCCCAGUAAUAGCUCAAACGAUGGCGUUUAAAUAUAUAAAUGUGUAAAUUGUUCUUUUGUACGUGAACACACAUUUCUCCUUUUAUGUCAUUUAUGCGAUAUAAAAGCAAUAUUUCCAGCUGCCUGUGUUUGUAAGUAGCUGAUAUCAUAAUAAAACAGCUGCCUGUGUUCGUAAGUAGCUCAUAUCAUAGUAAAACACUUUUCACCUUUACGUUAUGAUUAUAAUGAAAUAGAUUGAAAACCAAUUAGAUGUAAUACGAUCAGCUCAAUGACACUAAGUGUGACUGUGUGUCUGUUAAAAGUAAAACUGUUGUUUAGGUAUUUCAACCAACUAAAAAAGAUCAGUGUAUAUGUAUAGAACUAUUGCCUCGGGUUUAAGAAUUUUACUUAUUACAUAUACUUUAUGAUUAUUGUAUUAAAUAAUUAAAUGUGAGACAGACGUUCUUCUAGGUAAGAUUAUUAAGAAAUAUAAUAAUAUUAGAGCGAACUAACAGUUGUGUAUAUUAAGAAGUAGCAAUAUCUUUGUUACAUAUUAAAAUUUUUUAUUUUUAAAUGAUAAAUACAAUAAAUAUUUUCAUCUAACAAUGUUACUGUAAUUCUCAAGACAAUGUUACUGCAAUUCAAAGACAUUCUCUUCAAAUUAUCUUUGUACAUGUAGAAAUAUUCUGUUGCAAAUUAUACGUUUUUCAACAGAUUUUAUAUUAAUAAUUUAUCGAAUGAAAUAGAAAUUUGCUACUUUUUAAUAGAGCACAUAUUCUUAUCUACGAGUGAAAGAAAGCAAAGUCCAAAAUUAAAAUAUAGAGGCUCGACGGUGAUUUUAAUCAAAAGAUAGCAAGAGUGUGGUGAGUAUCAGUUGCAAUUAAUUGUGUGAGUCACAAGGCAUAAUUUAGCCAAUAUAUUCGCCAAAAUCGUGUCAAACAUUAUUUCUAUGCAAUAUAUAUUAUCACUACACACGCAUAAUAUAAAUAUAUAUUAUAUAUAUAAUUUAUUAUAAUGAUUAUUGUAUAAAUAAAUAUAUAAAAUAAAUUACA